CUUCUCAUCUCCUUCAUCAAUAUGAAUUUUUACUUUUACAUUCUUUUUCUUCUAAGUGGACUAACAGGAACUCAUAGUGUGACUACAGUCACAAAAGUAUCAGUAAAAGCUGGACGGUCUCUCUCAAUCCCCUGUCUCUAUGGCACACAGUAUCGAAACCUUGUGAAGUACUUGUGCAAAGGAUAUCGCUGGCGUUCAUGCUCAUAUGUGAUUAAAACAGAUGGACAACGGAAGCCAAAAAAGUUUUCCAUAUCUGAUGAUAAAGAUCAAAGCAUCUUCACAGUGACCAUUAGAGAGUUAACAAAUGCAGACAGUCACUUCUGGUGUGCUGUGGAGAUUGACAGCAACUAUGAUGCUGGAGAGUAUUUUCACUUGUCGGUCACCACAGGUUCCCCCAUCCUCAGUGUGACAGAUCAGAAGAUUACAGGGUUUGUAGGAAAAAAUGUAUCAAUUGAAUUUCACAACUGCAUCUCAGACAGACUGCAAUGGUGCAGGUUGGGUGGGGCCUGUGUGGAAAACCCUUCUGGACUCAUGGAUGGAACAAGAGUGAUCAUUAAUAAGACAGGCCAUAAAGACUUCACUGUUACUUUGAGUGGACUGAAGCUUGAGAGCGGUGGCUGGUACCUGUGUUCAUCAGGGGAAUAUCAGAUGCCAGUGCAUCUAUCUGUUUAUGGAAAACCAACUUCCAAUGCAGCCACCAUUACAGAAACAACAGUCACCUCACUUGAAAAUGAAAAAGACAGUAAUUUGUUGGACCUGGACCUCAUCAUUCGUCUGAGUAUAUUUAUAGUAAUCAUAUCUGUGACGUUGAUCAUGUGGCUUCUCCUGAGAUGUAAGCAGACAACAACAGAAACAACAAUCCCAGCAAAGGUUGAAGAUGAAGUGGCUGACCACAAUGUUCUACAGAUAACCCAGGGUUCACCUGCUAGAAGUGAUGAGGGUGUGGCAUGUACAGCUCUGUAAUUGUUGUGAAACAACAGCCUGCUUAAAAGACUGGAGCAGUAUUUGAAGAAACUACAUGUAGCACUGUGGCUGAGCGGUUUUAAGUUCUUCGUUCGUCAAUAACGCUCGGGUGGAAGGAGGAGACCUUGGACAAGUAAUCAGUCUAUCACAGGACAAUCAGAAACACACACAUUCACACACUGGGGCAAUUUAACAUCAUCAAUUACCUCACAUAUCAUAUUGGUAUUUGGACUGUGAAUGGGAACUGGAGUACUUGCAAUAAUAACCCCAAACAUCCACAGGCAGAACAUGCAAACAUAACAAUCUAUAACGCCUCGAGCAUCUUAUGACCCCACUCUGACUUUUUAUAACCUAUAUAUACGUGUAUGAGAUAUUAAUUUUCAGAUAUCACAACUGUUGAUAUUGUUUGAUUUUUACUUCACUGAGUAAAUAUUUCAGAAAUUUCUGGCUUUGUUGUUUCAUUUGUGCUUGACAGGAACGUUAACUACAUUGACAAAAGUCCUCCAGUUCAUUGUUACUAUUUUACUUCUGUGAUGCACACACAUACUGUACAUGCCCAUACACAAAAUAGUCCAGUUUGAAUCUUUAAAUUUUGGUUUCAUCUUUAUUGAUUUUGUAAUUGAGUCACACCAG
Molecule: messenger RNA, 1596 nt
Organism: Salarias fasciatus (jewelled blenny)
Lineage: Eukaryota; Metazoa; Chordata; Actinopteri; Blenniiformes; Blenniidae
Exons: 9
Coding region: 22-963 (313 amino acids)
Cellular component (GO): plasma membrane
Molecular function (GO): transmembrane signaling receptor activity
Source: RefSeq, a predicted model, not a curated record